UUAAAUGACGAACUAACGGUUUAUAACUCUGCCAGCAGAGCACACCUCAACCGAGAAAAGUCAGUUGGUUUAUGGCUUGGAAAGUGGAAACGUCAAGAAAACCCAUUGCAAAUAAAAUGGGCUACCACAGCGAUCCUUGGCCUAACAUUCAGUCCUUCGUAUUAUGAAUCUAUAAAAGAAAACUGGUCAAUGGUCUUAGAGAAACUGAAAAAGGCAUUGGACAUUUGGAAAAGUCGAGAUCUGUCAUACCUAGGGCGAGCACACGUCCUGUCAACAUACGCUUUAAGCAAAAUAUACUACACGGCACACACAUAUACUAUGCCUCAUCAAACGUUACAGCAAUUCCAAGACAUUAUCUGGGAUUUUCUUUGGAUUAAAACGCCACCACUAAUAAAAUGAUCGGUGUGUAUUUCACGAAGUAGAGAUGGAGGACUAGGCAUGCCUCAUCUCCUUUCUAGACUAAUGGCAAUACGCCUCCAAGCGAUCCGACGCUUGUUUGAUAAAAAGAAUCAAGCAGCUUGGAAAGACCUCGCUCGACAGCAACUAUCUCAUCUCAGUGGACAAUACAACAUGGGCCAUGCAGUAUUUGCCGCCUCAGGCUGGAUGCCCGACCAUCACAACUACACCAAGCUUUCAUCCUUUUAUCGCCAACUUUACAUGUCCUGGAGAAAACUUGACGGAGGACGAGAUCUUGCCCCUCCCAAGUAUUAUGAAGAUGCUGCCGAAGAACCUCUGUGGGGAAACCAACUUAUAAAAGACCAGUCCAAUCGCCCCAUACUUCAGCCUUCACUAGCUAGAUGUCGCUUCUUCAACGUUAAAGAUAUAUGGACCAAACAACUUCCAGAUGCCAGAACGGUCGCGGCAAAAUUUCACCCUCAAGUUUUACAUGCCAUUCCGCAAUCUUGGACUAGCCUCCCCCAUCAAGAGCCCUCUUCCGAACAUAGAAUGCCACAUUGGCAGGCACGUCUCUGUUUCUUCAGCACAGCCGAUAAACCACUGCUACUGUCAGAUGCGAAUACACGUUUACUGUACCGAUGUCUCUUAUCUAAACACAUAGACCGUCCACCGUGCCAGGAAAAAUGGGAGGCCUCAUACAAACCAAUUACGGACAAACAAUGGCUCUCACUAUGGAAUUUUCCUCAAAACAUGACGCCUUUACAAUGGGACAUAGCAUGUAAAUUUCUGCACCCGGUUCUGCCAACUAACUCAGUCCUCUAUAUGGCUAAGCUUGCCACAACACGUCAGUGUCCAGCGUGCCACCAGCCAGACGACCCCAUUGAACAUGUAUUCAAUACUUGCCCAAUAUGGAAAGGACUCUUACGGCAAGUUUGUCUCUUAUUGAGUAGGGUAUCCUUAAAUCCACCUACGGCCCUCCACCCAUUGGAGCUGAUGAAUGAAACUGGAACCUAAGAACUUUCUUCGUCAUUCUCAUGACCACCUAUUGGACAAAAAGAAAAACUCUUCCUCCCGUUGGAAUUAUGAACAGUUUUAAGUGGCAUCUACGUCGACACAUACGAACUGUUUGUGCAAGAAAGUCGGACAUAUCUUUUUGGAAGCGUUUGGGACCUUUUGUAAACCUAGCUUUAGUGUAAAGAAUUAGAUUG
This is a messenger RNA of Corticium candelabrum, 1604 nucleotides long. RefSeq lists its product as uncharacterized. The transcript has a single exon. Bases 439 to 1410 code for a protein of 323 amino acids. NCBI's taxonomy places the organism in Eukaryota, Metazoa, Porifera, Homoscleromorpha, Homosclerophorida, Plakinidae. The record is from RefSeq and is a predicted model, not a curated record.